AAGGAAAAAAACAUUUCUUUUGAUCAGAUCUACUCACUGUUAAAAUAAAUGACUCAACUUCGAAGUCACCCUGUAUAUAAACAUAUGUACAUGUCUCCCUACAUAAUGUUCGAUGCUGUGGUAACAACCCUAAAAUCGGCAGCCAGAGGAAGGACAUGAGCACCUUGGACAUUACCAAAUAAGGAAACAUGUGCUCUCAGAUAUGUAUUCAAAAAGAGCGAGACCAAAAUAGGGGAUCGAACGAAACACCAAAGGCACAACCUGCAAGGGUAAAUUACCUGGUACACUGACGUGUUGAAAACUGAGCAGGGAACAGGUGCAGGUAUACAAAUAUAUGGGAACAGACGCAAUCCUGGGCAUAAUAUUCCACUUGGAAGACAUCUUUGUAUUUCAUGUAUGCCAUAUUGCACUGUGCAAGAAUAAAUAAUGAGCGCGCGUAUAACAAUAACAUGAUCACCACAUACGCUGACAGUCAUGCGUCACUCAUAGCGUUAAGAAGUGACAUCUGCACUGAUAUGGGAAUGUCAACAAGAACUGAGCACACUGGCGAAACACAACAGAGUAACUUUGAGAACACUAGACUGCUGGAUUGGGCACUGUAAACACGAGGUGCAAGGCAUAAUAAUUCCCAGAGGCUGCAGGUACAUUCAGGAACUUUGUAGCUCCCUGUGAGUUGAAUAGGUGGGUAGGUGAACCAGUUAAAGCAAUUGUGAUACCAACAUCCUACUUCUUGGAAAACCAAUAUGGAAAACCCGUAUUGUCUAAAGCACACCAAGAUGUCUUGAAAAAGUUCAUGAGCUUAGAUGUACAAUAUAUCAUUAAAGUUGAUUCUGAAGCUGAUAUCUCAUUAUAUGUGAGGUACUUACAAUUUCUGGGGAAAAAGCUUUACGUUCACGACGUAAUGAAUGAAUUUGUACAUGGUUUUGAAGAUUUCUUGCAGAACCCUUUACAGCCUCUUACAGAACAUUUGGAAACAAAUAUUUAUGAGACGUUCGAAAAAGAUCAAGUGAAAUAUGAUACGUACCAAAACGCAAUGUACAAAGCCAUUGCUUAUUGCAGUGGUGGGGAAUCUGGAGAUGAACCGCCUGUUGUGAUGGUAGUGGGUGCAGGCAGGGGACCCUUAGUCCAGGCUGUUGUUAAUGUUGCCUACACUCUAAACAAGAAAGUUAAAAUAUAUGCGGUUGAAAAGAAUCCUUUUGCUAUCAACACCUUGCUCGAUCGUGUGAAAAACGAAUGGAACAACCAGGUAACACUUGUUAGUGAAGACAUGAGGAUAUAUGAACCUCCAGAGAAGGCUGAUAUUCUAGUGUCGGAAUUGUUAGGAUCAUUUGGUGAUAACGAAUUAUCACCUGAAUGUCUAGAUGGUGCACAAAGAUUUUUGAAGAAGACUGGCAUAUGCAUUCCUCAAUCUUACACAUCAUAUUUAGCACCAUUGCAAAGUUUGAAAAUGCACAAUGAAAUCAAAGUGAACAGAACGGCAGACAAGACUCUGCAACAAUCUUUUGAAACUCCAUACAUCGCUCAUCUAGCGAAUUUCUACCAAAUAGCAGAGCCUCAACCACUGUUCAGGUUCAAUCAUCCGAAUUGGAGCGAGAAUAUUAACAAUCAAAGGUAUAAGAAACUCCGCUUCCGAUGCGAGCAGCCCUGCGUGCUUACGGGCUUUGUAGGCUAUUUCGACACAGUCCUCUACAAAGACGUAAUGCUGAGCAUCCAUCCAGAGACACAUACUCCAGACAUGGUCAGCUGGUUUCCAAUCGUAUUUCCUCUCCAAGAGCCGGUUCACAUUGGAGAGGAUGGAAUUAUCGAGGUGUCUUUCUGGAGGGUGGAUAAUGAAGAGAAAGUGUGGUAUGAGUGGUGUCUGCACUCGCCCAUCCAAACAAGUGUAAUGAAUCCCAACGGACGGAGCUACUUCAUAAGGAAGCAUUGAGUUUAAUAUGGGAAUUAUCUUUCUAUCCUGAAUAAUUUUUAAUUUUUUAAUAAACGUUUUUUAAUUAUGUAGGUUUUUUCCAAACACAUGAAAAGGUCGCAUGAUUUCAAAGAUGUUUAUUAUUAUUAUUUUAGUGACUGAUAACCCUACUGUCAUCAUAAUGGCCUCCUCAAUGUCGUUUCAGAAGAAGUAUACAAAGCACACAAUAAAAGCAAAUUUUUUGUUGGUGCAAUUUGGCAUCGAUUGUUGGCAGUCGCAGCCGAGAUCUACUGAUGUCCUCGAAACUCCACCAUGUUAUAUUCCACACAGUCUUUCAAAUAAGAUAUCGACUUAAUACCGUAUAAAGGG
Messenger RNA from Acanthoscelides obtectus, 2275 nucleotides. The record is from the annotation of a GenBank genome assembly. Lineage: Eukaryota; Metazoa; Arthropoda; Insecta; Coleoptera; Chrysomelidae.